ACUGGUAACAAAGGUAUUGCUCUCCGCUACUAGGAAUAUAAAGCCUCCACUACUCCAUACUACAGUCACUAACAUAGUUCCGACAUACAGUGCGCAGUGUCGCCUGUGUCGCGUGAGCACGCGAUACAUUAGCAUACACGCGGCGAUAUAACGCGCCGCCAGCGCCCGGCGCCCUCACUCCGCCGCCUGCACCGCGAGCACGGACGGGCACAGACGUGCACAACUUCCGUAUUGCGCUCAGUAUAUACACAUUUGAAAUAUUUAUAUAGUAGACAUCAGCACGAGUCCUGCACUACUGUUAUAGGAGUCUGAAACAUUGUUAGACAGUCGGACACGGACAAGUAUACUAGCUGUGCACUGCGGGCCGACGUGUUCACUACCCGCGGGAGCUCGUCGUUACAUUUGCAAGAACUGAGGUGUUGCAGACAGGGCGGUAUGUCGACAGAGCCGGGCGACGGGCCGCUGCUGCCCGGGUUCUACGCGGGCCGCGCCGUGCUCAUCACGGGGGGCACCGGCUUCCUGGGCAAGGUGUUGAUUGAGCGCCUGCUGUGGACAUGCCCCGAGGUGGGGGAGGUCCACCUCCUGCUGCGAGACAAGCGAGGCCAGCCUCCGCGAGUACGACUCAACCAGCUCAAGCAGUCGCAGGCGUUCGACAAUGUACGCGCGCACUGCCCGGGACAGCUGGACAAGCUGCGCGUCGUAUGCGGGGACGUCGCGCAGCCGCGCCUCGGCCUGGACGACGCCGCACUGCUGCAGCUGCGGGAGGUGUCGCUGGUGUUCCACAGCGCGGCCACGGUUAAGUUCUGGGAGAGCUUGGAGACGGCGCUGCACCAGAACGUCACCUCCGUCGUUGCGCUGAUGGAGCUCUGCGACCAGCUGCCCCGGCUCGAGGCGCUGGUGCACGUGUCGACGGCGUACAGUAACGCGGAGCGGCGCCACAUCGAGGAGCGCGUGUACGAGGCGCCGGCGCAGCUGGCCGGGCUGCGCGCCAUGCUGGACGCGCUGCCGCCCUCGCUGCUCGACGACCUCACGGCCAGGUACAUCGCACCCAAACCCAACACGUACGUGUUCUCGAAGGCGGUGGCCGAGGCGACCAUCGCGCAGCGCCCGCGCAAGCACUACGCCACCGCCAUCGUCAGACCCUCCAUAGUGGUAUCCUCCCACCGGCACCCGUACCCCGGGUGGAUCGAGAACCUGGCGGGCCCCAGCGGCGUGGUGGUGGGCUGCGGCAAGGGCCUGGUGCACGCCUUCAACCUGGACCUGGCGGCGCGCGCCGACCUCAUCCCCGUCGACAUCACCAUCGACACCAUGCUCGCGGUCGCCUGGGAGAUUGCUACCGACAAGAGUGAGGAGGUGCGGGUGUACAACUCGUGUUCACAACAGAACCCCAUCACCUGGGGCACGUUCCGCGACCGCGUCGUGCGCAAUGCGCGUGCGCAUCCGUUCGACCAGCUCAUGUACUACCCGUUCACAUUCGGCAUCAAAAACAGGUAUGUGUACAAGGCCCUGGAGCUGGUGCUGCAGACCAUACCGCUGUACGUCGCGGACUACAUCGCGCGGCUGUGUGGGAUCAAACUACAACUGAGCCUGGUGACUGUCAGCGAGCGCCUGCAAGCAAUGAACCGCGUGCUCGCGUUCUUCGCGACGCGCGAGUGGUACUUCAGCACGCGCAACGUGCAGGCGCUGCGCCGCCGCCUCACGCGCGCCGACCAGGACAUCUACAACCUCGACGUCACCUCCGUCGACUGGGACGAGCACGUGAGCAACUUCGUGAAGGGCACGCGCAAGUUCUUGCUGAAGGAGAAGGAUGACAACAUCCCCCGCGCCAAGAAGUUUGUCGAGAGACUGCGUCGCGUGCACCAGUUCGUGCUGCUGAUGCUGUCGGUGCUGGUGUACCGGUUCCUCAUGCUGCUGCUGCCGCGGUUCUUGUUCAGAAGCUCGCCGGUACUGGCCGGGCUCGCCGCGCCACACUGACGACAUUCAGAAAUGUUGGACAAGAUACUAAAUACGAUACGUGUAGUACGAGGAGACUUUCAUCACCAUAUUUACCUAACACCUAAUCUAAUCACCUAUAACUCCUCCGGUGUUACAGUGGUUAAAGGACGGAGCUGAGCAAUUACACGAGUCUUGCUAAUCACCACUUUCCAUCGCUGAUGAUCCUUGCCCUACAUUUUAAAUUAAGUGCCUAAAAUAGGAAUUAAAAUAUGUUGACGAUUGGUCACACUGUAUAAACUAAACUACUACUUAUUAAAUAUUUGAUUUAAUAAUGAAGAUAAUUAUUAGACCAUGAGCGUUUAAGACUUACCUAUUCGGAAAAACUAAGUAAGUAGGUAAAUAUGCUAAUAUGAUGUUGUAAAUAAAUGUUCUAAUGUAAUGUACUUAUGUAAGAUAAUGGGUUUCAUUAAAAUAUUGUA
Messenger RNA from Spodoptera litura, 2414 nucleotides. RefSeq names its product putative fatty acyl-CoA reductase CG5065. Gene Ontology annotation, molecular function: alcohol-forming very long-chain fatty acyl-CoA reductase (NADP+) activity. Gene Ontology annotation, biological process: long-chain fatty-acyl-CoA metabolic process. The record is from RefSeq and is a predicted model, not a curated record. Gene Ontology annotation, cellular component: peroxisome. NCBI's taxonomy places the organism in Eukaryota, Metazoa, Arthropoda, Insecta, Lepidoptera, Noctuidae.